AUGAUGAUUGGCUUAAACAUUCCGGAGGCACACUUGCAAGUUGAAGUCAUUGAGGGACAAAAAGAUGAACCAGUUGCUGUUCGCACUGCCCUGGGAUGGUCACUCAUGGGGGUGGCAAGUUGUGAAAGUAGUGCUGCUCAGGAAGUCCAAGCCAGUGUCAAUCUCACAAUUACACGCGAUCUGGAAAUACACGAGAGUGUUGAGCGAUUCUGGAAAACUGAGUCUUUUGGAGCUGCGUAUGACAAGAAGCAAUCAUCGUCCAUGGAUGAUCGAAAAGCAGAACACAUCCUGAAAGAGACUACCUGUUUAGUGGAUGGACAUUACCAAGUUGGUAUGCUCUGGAAAAAGGCGGAUUGCAUUCUCCCGAACAACUAUGCUGCUGCGGAGAAACGAUUCAAGCUCUUGGCAAAGAGACUAAUGCAUGAUAAAGAUUUCGGGAUCAUGUACAGCAACACUCUGAAUGGCUAUAUAUCAAAUGGUCAUGCACGAAAACUCAUGCAGGAGGAAAUAGCCAGUGUUUCACCACGAACGUGGUAUAUACCGCACCAUGGAGUCACAAGCCCAAAUAAGUCUGGCAAGGUGAGGGUAGUUUUUGAUGCGGCUGCAGCAUAUGCCGGAACAUCAUUAAAUGACAAUCUGUUGAGUGGCCCAGAUUUAGUGAAUAACUUGUUUGGAGUGAUUCAGAGGUUCAGGUUAUAUCAAAUUGCCCUCAUGGCUGAUGUGGAAGGCAUGUUCCACCAAGUAAGAGUUUUUGAACAUGACUCAGACUCACUAAGAUUCUUAUGGAAAGCCGACAACCAGCAACCUGGUCCACCUGAUGUCUACAAAAUGCUUGUCCACAUCUUUGGAGCCACCGAUUCAUGUUCUUGUGCAUGUUAUGCACUCCAGCAAACUGCUUGCGACAACGCAAAUGAAUUUCAUCCAUCAGUGAUCAAGGCUGUUUCGAGAGACUUCUACGUUGACGAUCUGGUGAAGUCAGUUGAAACUGUAGCUGAAGCGAUCCAGAUGACACAGGACCUACCAAAUCUGAUGCAAAAGGGUGGUUUUCAUUUACAUAAGUGGGUCUCAAACUCAGAGAAAGUCCUUGCUGUUAUUCCUGAAAGUCAAAAAGCAAAUCAGCCUAAAGACUUUGAUUUAGAUGAACAACCCCUGCAACGUGCUCUAGGACUGCGCUGGAAUGUUGAGCAGGACUGCUUUACAUUCAAUCCCACACAUAGGGAUGUGACAAACACUAAAAGAGCUAUAGUCAGUACUGUUUGUUCAAUAUUCGAUCCAUGCGGAUAUCUUGCUCCAUUCACUAUCCGCGCCAAAUUCAUGAUCCAAGAAAUAUGGCGAUGUGGUCUCGAUUGGGAUGAUACACUUCCAAUAGAUAUCCAAGCAAAAUGGGAAGUAUGGCACAGCGAGCUGGAACAGUUACACGAUUUCAAUUUACCCAGGCAUCACCUGCUGUUCUCGUCACAGUUUGAUCAUGUAGAAGUGCAUGUAUUUGCUGACUCUUCAGAGAAAGGAUACGGUGCUGUAGCAUAUCUUCGGUACUUGCUUAAUUCCGGGACAAACACAUGCUCAUUCCUGGCUGCAAAGACUCAUGUUGCACCAUUAACUCCACAGUUGACGAUACCCAGGCUGGAACUUCAAGGGGCAGUUUUAGCAAUCCGUUUGUGGGUUGUGCUGAAAAAAGAGCUGGACCUGAAAAUAGAAAGAGUUUUGUUCUGGACAGAUUCGAAUACUGUGCUACAAUAUCUGAACAAUGAAACGAAACGCUUCAAGCCAUUCGUAGCCAACAGAGUGUCGGAAAUCCUUGACUCAAGCGACUGUAAGCAGUGGUGUCAUGUUGCAAGUGUGGACAAUCCAGCUGACCACUCAACAAGAGGACUGCAUGCAUGCAGCCUAACACAACUCAUCCAUGGUUUCAUGGACCUGAAUUCCUCUGGUCAUCUGAAGACAACUGGCCUUUACAUGAGAUUCCAGGACACACACCUGGGAAUGACCCAGAAAUCAAAGGCAAAUGUGUGA
Haliotis rufescens (red abalone) is the source of this 2013-nucleotide messenger RNA. RefSeq lists its product as uncharacterized. The record is from RefSeq and is a predicted model, not a curated record. NCBI's taxonomy places the organism in Eukaryota, Metazoa, Mollusca, Gastropoda, Lepetellida, Haliotidae. The coding region runs from base 1 to 2013 and encodes 670 amino acids. The transcript has a single exon.